Jaculus jaculus (lesser Egyptian jerboa) is the source of this 1661-nucleotide messenger RNA. RefSeq names its product lipopolysaccharide binding protein (gene Lbp). Gene Ontology annotation, biological process: acute-phase response; macrophage activation involved in immune response; lipopolysaccharide-mediated signaling pathway. Gene Ontology annotation, molecular function: lipopolysaccharide binding. Lineage: Eukaryota; Metazoa; Chordata; Mammalia; Rodentia; Dipodidae. The record is from RefSeq and is a predicted model, not a curated record. The transcript has 15 exons. The coding region runs from base 14 to 1459 and encodes 481 amino acids.
AGGAGGAUUCAGGAUGGAGGGCACCAUCAGGACCCUUCUAUGCGCACUGCUGGGACUGCUGCUCAUGUCCACUUCAGGGGUCCUGGGUGCCAACCCCGGCGUGGUGGCCAGGAUCACUGACAAGGGCCUGGAGUAUGCGGCUAAGGAGGGGCUGCAGGCUCUGCAGAGGGAAUUGCAGAAGAUCACGUUGCCUGAUUUCAGCGGGGACUUCAAGAUCAGCAGCUUUGGCCGUGGGCACUAUGAGUUCCACAGCCUGGAGAUCUACAGUUGUGAGCUGCAUGGUGCCAGCCUGAAGCCCCUCCCCGGCAAGGGCCUGAGUCUCUCCAUUUCCGACACCUUCAUCCAGGCCAAGGGCAAGUGGAAGGUGCGGAAAUCCUUCCUGAAGCUUCAGGGCUCCUUUGACUUGAACGUCAAGGGCAUCAGCAUCUCAGGUGACCUUCUCCUGGGCAGUGAGCCCUCGGGGAGGCCCACCGUCACCGUCUCUGCGUGCAGCAGCCGCAUCUGCGACGUGGAGGUGGAGAUAUCCGGAGAUCUGGGGUGGCUACUGAAUCUCUUCCAUAACCAGAUCGAGUCCAAGUUCCGAAGAGAGCUGGAGAGCCAGAUUUGCAAGAUGGUCCAGGACUCAGUGACCUCUGACCUACAGCCUUACCUCCAAACUCUGCCAGUCACGGCAGAGAUCGAUAACGUCCUGAGCAUUGACUACAGUUUGGUGGAGGCCCCUCGAGCCUCAGCGCAGACGCUGGACGUGAUGUUUAAGGGUGAAAUUUUUAACCAGAAUCGCCGCUCGCCAGUAGCGGUCCUUGAUCAGGUCAUGAGCCUGCCGGAAGAGCACAAGCAGAUGGUCUACUUCGCCAUCUCGAGUCACGUCUUCAAUGUAGCCAGCCAGAUCUAUCAUCAGGCAGGGUACCUGGGCUUCUCCAUCACAGAUGACAUGAUGCCGCCUGACUCUAACAUCCGCCUGAACACCAAGGCCUUCCGCACGUUCGCCCCCAAGAUAGCCAGACUGUACCCCAACAUGAACCUGGAGCUCCAGGGAAAAGUGGUCUACGCCCCCCUCCUGGAUGUCAGUCCUGGAAGUCUGUCCUUGGCCCCCAAGAUGGAAAUCGAGGGCUUUGUGCUCCUGUCUGACUCCGACCGCGAGUCCAUCUUCCGGCUUGCUGUGAACACUACUGUAUCUAUCACGUUAAACUUCAAUAACAGCAAGAUUACCGGCUUCCUGAACCCAGAAAAGGUACAAUUGGAAAUGAUAGAAUCCAAAGUCGGAACAUUCAAUGUGGAGCUAUUUCAAGCGUUCCUCAACCACUUCCUUCUCAACACUGUCUACCCGGAAGUCAACGAUGACCUGGCCAAAGGCUUCCCCCUCCCUCUGCCAAAGCGGAUUGAGCUCUACGACCUUGUUCUCCAGUUCCACAAGGACUUCCUGUACUUGGGCGCCAAUGUCCACUACAGGAGACUUUGAGAACAAGAAGAAUGGCGGCCGCAGCUGGAUCUGCCAGUCGCAAAUUCCAGAUGUGCAGCAUAGCUCCAGAGCUUCUCAGAAGAAAAGUCGUUUCUGUCUCAGGCUGGAGAGAUGGCUCAGCAGUUAAGGCACUUGCCUGUGAAGCCUAAGAACCUAGGUUUCAACUCCCAGGACCCAUGUAAGCCAGAUGUCUUUAGUUCAU